This is a messenger RNA of Brettanomyces nanus, 1794 nucleotides long. RefSeq lists its product as uncharacterized. The transcript has a single exon. NCBI's taxonomy places the organism in Eukaryota, Fungi, Ascomycota, Pichiomycetes, Pichiales, Pichiaceae. The coding region runs from base 1 to 1794 and encodes 597 amino acids. Gene Ontology annotation, biological process: carbohydrate metabolic process; purine ribonucleoside salvage. The record is from RefSeq and is a predicted model, not a curated record. Gene Ontology annotation, molecular function: phosphopentomutase activity.
AUGGCUUCCCAUGAUGCCUUAUUGGGCUUGGCCCAUCAAUGGCUCCAAUUGGAUGUCAAUCCUUCUACCAGAGCCGAAAUUCAGCGACUGGUUGAUCAAAGGAACUUCGACCAAUUGGAUGCCCGACUCUCUAACCGCAUAGUCUUCGGCACAGCCGGACUUCGGUCCAAAAUGGAGGCCGGUUUUAGUCGGAUCAAUGACGUUACUAUUCUUCAGGCUUCUCAGGGAUUGGCCAGGUACAUCCUAUCCAUUUCUAACGAUUCAACUCAACCUACUAUAGUGGUAGGUCACGACCAUAGACACAAUUCUGAGAGAUACGCUAACUUGGCUGCCGCUGCUUUUCUUCAUUUCGGCUUCAAAGUUUACUAUCUUGGCCCCGGUAUCAUAGCAACACCUAUUGUACCAUUUGCAGUUGAUUAUUAUCAUGCUUUAGGUGGAGUCAUGAUCACCUCUUCUCACAAUCCUAAGGAGGACAAUGGCUACAAAGUUUACUCGGGUAACGGCUGCCAGAUCAUUGCUCCUCAUGACAGUGGUAUUCAGCAGUGUAUCCUAAAAAAUUUGAGACCUUUUUUUAAUGAUGGGGAAUGGAAUACUGCAGUAGUGUUUGACCUGUUUAAAGACCGUUUGGUCUACUGUAAGAGUGAUACCGUAAAUGCCUAUAUGUCAGCCAUCUGCAAGAAGCUUAUUACACACAAAGUUUCUGGAUUCCGUGCGGUUUAUACUCCGAUGCACGGAGUUGGAGCUGAAUUCGCAGAGAAAAUAGACCAGAUGGUCAGCAAUGCUUCUGAAAAUCUCUUAGUUAUGUUUCCAGAACAAGCAGAACCGGAUCCUGACUUCCCUACGGUGAGUUUUCCUAACCCGGAAGAAAAGGGAGCACUAGAUUUAGGGAUUUCCAAGGCUGAAGAGCUUGGGAUUUCGUUGGUUUUAGCCAAUGAUCCAGAUGCAGAUCGAUUUUCCGUGGCGGUUAAAAGUAAAUGUGGUGAAUGGAGACAGUUGACAGGAAAUGAGAUUGGGUUUUUGUUUGCUGACUAUAUAGCUUCCCAGUAUUCUAGGGAGGAAUUAAGUCAGAUUUACAUGAUCAAUUCAACGGUCUCUUCGCAACUCAUUGGUUCAAUGGCUAAAAAGCUUGGCUUCCAUUACGUUGACACUCUAACUGGGUUCAAAUGGAUUGGAAACAAGGCUAUCGAGUUGGAAAAGAAGGGACUUAAAGUGCCUUUUGCAUUCGAGGAGGCCAUUGGGUUCAUGUUUGAUGUGGUUCACGAUAAAGAUGGGCUUUCUGCGUUGACAGUGUUUUUACAGAUGUACCAGUAUUGGCUGAGGAAUGGAGAAAAUGCCGUAUCUAAGCUUGAAAAUGGCUAUAAGAAAUUUGGAUACUACUGUUCGUGCAAUGGAUACUAUAGAACGAGUGACGUCACGGUGAUUCCAAGUCUUUUCAACGAGGUCAUUAGAGGUUCCACUAGUAGUGACUAUCCUAAGAAAAUCGCAGAGUUUGAAGUGAGCUCGUGGAGAGAUCUUACUUUGGGGUACGAAUCUACUACUGUAGAUAAUAAGCCGUUGCUUCCAGUGGAUUCUUCGUCACAGAUGAUAACUUGUGUAUUAAAAGGAGGUGAGGAGAAUACGGAAAUUAGAUUUACUGCCAGAGGAUCAGGUACGGAGCCGAAAUUGAAGGUCUAUAUAGAAGCCAAAUCUGACAGUGAGAAGAAGUCUAGGCAAUUAGCCCAAAGAGUGUGGGUAGUGUUAAGGGAGCAAUGGUUUGAGCCUGAUAAGAAUGGUUUCAUUGAGACGGUGAUGUGA